AUGAAGACACGAGAUAAAAGGAUUGUUCUUGUGUGGUUUUCUUUCAUAAUAUGCAAUGUUGAUAUUACUGUCUCCACAAAAGACUCAUGGAACUGGUUUGAAGCUCAACAACAUUGCAGCCAUACUAAUGAUACCCUGAAAACCAAUGAUGUAACUUUGAACUCUUUCCAGCACUGGACUGGUUUUUAUCGGCGAUAUUCACCCUGGAUAAAACUUUUAGGGUGCUACGAUUCAAAAGUCGUCAAUGAACAUAGAACUUACAACUUUUAUUUCAACUUUACAUCAGCAGGUUUCUGUCGAGAGAUAUGUGCAUCUGUAAAUUUGACUCAUUUUGGAAUUCAGCUAAAAGAAUGUGUCUGCUUUGAAGGCCCCGUUUUUGCGGAGACUAUUCCAUCAAAUCAAUGCAAUAGUUUAUGUUAUGAUGUUGGAGAUGAAGGGGGCAUUAAAUUUUUAGAAUGUGGAGGACCAAAUGCUUAUACUCUAUAUACUUCAGAAGACGACAACGUUAAAAGAAGAACAGCUUGUCUUGCAGUAAACUGUGGUGCAGUGAAGAAGUUUUCAAAUUCUUCUAAUUGUUCAGAGUCAUACUUUGGAGCCUGCGUCUAUAAAGGGUACCUAGGAUGCUUUCAAGACCAACCAAAGCGAACCUUAUCAGGAAACUUUACACAUUCCUUUUAUUUGACUGUAGAAUUCUGUAGGACGUAUUGUACAGAUUACCAAUUCUACGGAGUUGAGUAUGGUGGAGAAUGUUUCUGUGGGAACUUUUUUACAUCCUUUAUCAGAAAGCCUGAAGGAGAAUGUAAUAUGACAUGUCAUUGGGACAACAGUCAAAUCUGCGGCGGAGGCAACCGCAUCAACAUCUACAGUAAUUUGAACUACGAGACAGAGAUAAAAACGAACUGGAUAUCAUCAAUGCAGAUUUGUAAAACCCGGUCCCCUCCGUCUUACUUGAUUGGAAACGUCUCCCUAACUGAUGCAACGAUGGCCUGUAAACAACUGCAUGGGACACAGAGAGGGCUAUCCUGGCUAAGCAUCGCAAAAGAAAUGUAUACUGGAUAUGAUCGAGGUGUUGCUGUUGAUAUCGAUGAAAGAGAAACGUUUUAUCAGUGUCAGAAAUGUAACCAGACUGGCUGUGAAUAUAUUGAUUGUUUCAAAAAGCUGAAUUAUCUAAUUUGUGAAAAGGAAUCGGGUAUUGAAAUACCUCAAAAUAGAAUGACAUAUUCAAAUAUAAAUUUCCGUACCAUCAUUCCUUUAUCCUUGGUCGCAGUCAUUCUUUUCGGCUGUUUAGUAAUGGGAAUGGUUUGCUAUAAACGCCGGAGGUCAAAUCAAGAGAACAAGAAGACGGCACCAAAUCUUGCGAAUCUCAAUGAAAAUUUUUAUGCAAAUGAAGCUCAUGCCCUGGACAUGUAUCAUGCAAAAAUUCAGGAAAACUUUUAUGAUAACUAUCAGGAGUCUUUUGAUAGAGUAUAUGACCAUCUGAGAGAUAUUGAGACAAGGACACACAAACCAGAGAACUUUUAUGACCAUGCUACAGUUGUUGCAGAGCAGGAAUACGCGUACGGAGGCUAUAAACUCCGUUUUGAAGGAAAACAACAACAGUUAGAGGAGAGUACUUAUGACCAUACUGCGUCUAUUUCUGAUUCUAGAUAA
Messenger RNA from Saccostrea echinata, 1650 nucleotides. RefSeq lists its product as uncharacterized. The record is from RefSeq and is a predicted model, not a curated record. Gene Ontology annotation, cellular component: plasma membrane. NCBI's taxonomy places the organism in Eukaryota, Metazoa, Mollusca, Bivalvia, Ostreida, Ostreidae. The coding region runs from base 1 to 1650 and encodes 549 amino acids. The transcript has 12 exons.